AUAGACUAUUACUCACUUGUUUAUAUAAAGGUUAUAUCCAUAAAAGGCAAACAGUUUUCAGCUCAGUGGAUAUAUGUAGGUGUAAUGAUUCGUUAUUUUAAUAUGUUCUUGCAUAUUCAACAGGUAUUUCAGUGAGAAAAGAGAUUUUUGCAGACUAUGGAAAUGAAACGCAGACAAUUGAACAGAGACGAACCCCUUCUCAGCGGCGAGCUUCCGGCGGAUCCGGAACCGGCGGUGGACCUCGACGACAUGUUCACGGAAGCGACAAUCCCCGACAGUGAACCGAGCCUAUUCGCCGCAAUUCGGUACAAUGACCUGCGCAUGAUCGGCCAGACUCUGCGCUCCGGUUUUGACGUAGAUACAAAAUUUACAGAGGGUGUGUACCAGCUCCAUGCUAACACGCUAGCCCACCGACUUCGCAUGACGCAUUACGCGGCCUUGCAUCUCGCCGUCCUUCACGCAAAACACAAGAUAAUUGCCAAGCUACUCGCACACGGUGCGGACAUCAACAUACGGGAUGAACAGCAGCGUACGCCCGUGCAUCUUGCUGUGGUCGCCAGUCGGCUGUCCGUUGUAGAGACACUGGUCAGAAAAGGAGCAGAAAUCAACGCGCGGUCAUCAAGCGGAAGGUCGCCUCUCCUGGAGGCAGUGAUAUCCAACAGACUGGACAUAGCGCGCGCUCUAGUAGACCUUGGAGCUGACAUUGACCUUCAGGAUAUAAAGGGCACAUCGGUUCUACAGCAUUCCUGCUUCAGACGACAACCGAACCUAGAUUUUAUACAGUUUCUGUUAUCAAAGAAAUGUGACGUCAACAUCAGGGGUAUUUCGGGUUGCACUCCCAUGAUGUUCGUGUCACAAUUUCAGAGCAUUGAUGUUGCAAAACUGCUUAUAGCCCACGGAGCGAACAUUAAUCAGAAAGACGCUAAAGGAAUGACUCCAGUGUAUUUUUGCACAGACCACAAAACUCGCCGCCCCGAUUACUUGUUGUACCUGAUCCAUCAAGGAGCGGACCUGAACAUCAGCGUUAAGCAAGAUCGCAGCUUGCUUGACAUGGCGAUGACCAACUCCUCCCUGCAGACGAUACUCACCCUGCUGUUCUGUGACGUGUCCAGAGAGGCCUCUGUCAUCAUGGAUAACACAUAUAUGCAGUAUGUUUUCGAGAGGCUACCUGAGUUUCGGGAUAGGUUGGUAAAGGAGCUGUACACUCCGCGGACAUUACAGCGCCUGUGCCGGGAAAAGAUCCGGACAUGCUUGAACCGUGAGGGACCCGCCAGAGUUAUGGACCUUGAUCUACCGCGCACCUUGCAGGACUUUGUUCUGUGUAGGGAUAUACAGCCAGAAGACGUUGCCGUCUGAGAAGAAAGGUUCAACUCUGUGUUAUCACGUCAUCUUGGACACGUACUAAUGACACCAAAUGUACACACAAGAACGUCCAAAAGUAGUAUAUAGCAUCAACUGGAGUUGUUUCAAUUAGCCCUCGCUCGUGAGUUAGCAUUCAAAUACCAGUUGCAUAGGUGAUUUUAAACGUUAACAUGUCGACUUAUGUGAAUCACAACUUGCUUACUAGUUGUAACCCACGGAAGCUUAGUGCAACGGUCUCCUUUGAACUUUUGCUUUAUCGACUGAACAGAACAGUUUAUCAUGUAAAGUGUAUCCUGUUGAUUUAUUGUGCAGCAGUCAUGAAUACUUCAGUUUAUAGUUAACUGACCGAGCUUCGCGAAUAUUGAGCAGUAGUAUAGGCACUUGCGUAACGUCCCAUAAAUACAAAAGUAUUGUGAACUAUAGAUAACUGUGUGGAUAUCAAAGGGCCCACUAUAAUUUACUGAAAGAUUUGAUAGAGUAAUAAGGAGCGCGUGGUUUUUACAACAUACACGUGCCUUUUUGACAUCUAUUUAGAACACUUUCGGCAUUUAUAGUGAGGAAAUAAUGGAAUGGUUAUGCAAAACGUGGUGAAAUGUUUGUCUUACGUAGGUAAUAGUACAAAGUGAUGUUAAUGUAAUCAAUUGCAUUCGAAAACACACACCGUUUGAUUUUUAAACUUGCAUUUUUAAUGAAAAUAUAUCCUAUGAAACUUA
Dreissena polymorpha is the source of this 2075-nucleotide messenger RNA. RefSeq names its product serine/threonine-protein phosphatase 6 regulatory ankyrin repeat subunit A-like. The record is from RefSeq and is a predicted model, not a curated record. Gene Ontology annotation, molecular function: protein binding. The transcript is spliced from 9 exons. Bases 157 to 1356 code for a protein of 399 amino acids. Gene Ontology annotation, biological process: intracellular signal transduction. Lineage: Eukaryota; Metazoa; Mollusca; Bivalvia; Myida; Dreissenidae.